Molecule: messenger RNA, 3727 nt
Organism: Erpetoichthys calabaricus (reedfish)
Lineage: Eukaryota; Metazoa; Chordata; Cladistia; Polypteriformes; Polypteridae
Gene: deptor
Product: DEP domain containing MTOR-interacting protein
Exons: 8
Coding region: 279-1307 (342 amino acids)
Biological process (GO): intracellular signal transduction; negative regulation of TOR signaling
Molecular function (GO): protein binding
Source: RefSeq, a predicted model, not a curated record
AUUAUUUACAGUGAGUUGUGCCUGAGGGGAGGAGGCUGCAGGUUCUGUGGAUCAUGUUACAGGACCCAGCCCCCCUGUUCAUGGGACUCAAGUGCCAAGCUGCUGCCAGUGCUCUCAGGGAGACCUUACUGUCGAAGUCUUGAAGGGUCUUUAUUCAGCAAGCACAUCAGACCAUUGUCGUGGAAGUGACAGGAUAUUGCAAGUUCAGCUCCACCUCAGUUUGCAGAAUGUCUUGUUAGAAGUGACUAUUCUUUUAUCAAGGCUGACUGUCAUCCCACAUGAUGGAGAGCAUUGUCAACAGUGUUAAGAAGAAGGCCACUGAGCGGCACCACAAAGCUGAAGUGAUGAUUGCUGGAGAGCAGCUCAGGCUGCGCCUGCAUGAUGCCAAGCUCAUAAAGGAUCGACGUUAUCAUCUUCGCACCUAUCCAAACUGCUUUGUGGCCAGGGAGCUCACCGAUUGGCUGAUUGACCACAAAGAGGCUCCGGAUCGUGAGACAGCAAUGAAGCUUAUGCAGAAACUAAUGUCUCACAAUAUCAUCCAUCAUGUGUGUGAUGAGUAUUCUGAUUUCAAAGAUGCAAAACUCCUGUACAGAUUCCGAAAAGAUGAUGGUACAUUUCCACUCAGCAAAGAAGUCAAAGUGUUUAUGAGAGGGCAAAGCCUCUAUGAGAACCUCAUUGGGUCCGAACAAUCCAUCAUGAAGGUGAGAGAAGAGAAUGGCAUGAAAUAUCAGCGCACAUUCCCCGGGUGCGAAAUGAUUGACUGGCUAAUUCAAAAUGGAGAGGCUGACUCCAGAAAAGAAGCUGUGGAGCUAUGCAGGGCCCUUCUGGAACAUGGAAUCAUUCAGCACGUGCUGCUCAGACACCAUUUCUUCGACAGUAAUCUACUCUACCAGUUUCGUAUCAACUUCCGACGGCGCAGGAGACUAACAGAACUGCUUAGUGAGAAUCUACAACCCAUACAAGAAUGUACUGAUAGCCCCUUCUGUCUUCGCAAGCUGAAUCCUGAGCCGAGCAAUAGCAGUUUCCUUUCAGUGCAUCCCAACAAGGAGAUUAAAGUGGUGUCAGCUUCUCGCCGGAGCAGCGUCACAUCACUGGCUGGAGGGCCUGGGAGUUACUUCAGCAACCCACCCAAUCUUGGCUCACAGCCUGUGGUGGAGUGCAACCCCAAAUCAGUGUUGAAGAGAAAAGUAACAAACGAGGAACUUCUCUCCCCUGGUGCCCCAUACAUUAAGAAAACAAUCACAGUGCCUUCCUCUGAGCUGCUCUGCUGGAGAGGGACAGGACCGGUAGCUUUGAGAUGGAUCUGAAAAACAGAAGUACACCUGCUGAGGAAAGUCUAAUUAUAUUAGCAAGAUUUUAAGACUUUACUGUGUGAUAUAAGAGUUGCACAUUAAGGCAGCUGACUCACUGUUGAUCCCGCAGCUUUCUGAAUAAUGUUUGCAUGAAAGUGUGUUUUCUUUGAAACUAAAAACUGUUUAGAAAGUGUAAGCACAGCGUUUUACUGCCCGUUCUUCACAAUAUACAUUAGAAACAGCACUGGUACCAAAACGCACAUCAUACACUGAAUGCUGUAGCUAAUGUGCCAUAACGUGCUUAUAUUUGAUGUACUAUGGCUGUCAUUUCUCCUCAUAUGAGGAAUUUGAAAACACAGAGAGACUGUUAUCUUUUCUGACCUUUUAAGAAACCUUUCUGUCAUUUUCCGACUUUGAUCACUCUGCUCCUGCUGUCGGGUGACUUCUUUUGUUACUCUCUUAUGCACUGAUAUUUUUGUGGUUUUGAGCAGAAGUAUUUUUGCUUUGCAAUGCUUUUUGUAGUGCUGUGAUAUAUAUGUGUACAACCUGCUCAGGUAUAUGCUUGUGCAUGGUCUCCUUGGGCCAGAAGAAGUCUUGAAGAUUUAACUGUGAGGCUUGUACUUCUAGGUCUUAUUUCAGGUAAACACUGAGCCAGUUAAAGAAUUCGAUCACAAUACACUCUCUUGAGUUUCCAUCCUGGUCACAAGUUAGACUUUGGCUAUCUUUUGGCACAUUCUGUGCCUCCUCUUUAUUGUUUUUUGUCCCUGCUUUGGUAGCAACAUUUAAAUUUCAAUUUAGGUAUUAUUAUACCUACUGUAUCUGUUAUUGAAUCUGUCUAUUGUAGUUCCAGCUUUUGGGGGCAGACAUGGAGCACAAAGCAGAUACCAGCUCUAAAUGCAGCACUAAUGUAUUCAAGGACUCACACACACUCACUCAGAUUGGGCAAGUAAGACAAAACAAUGAAUAUCCAACUCACAUAUUUGGGAUGUAGGAUUAAACCAUGCAUACAAGUGGUAUUAAUAUUCAAAUUUCACAUAGACCGAUCCCAAACUGGGACUCAAACCAAGGCUUUUGGAGAUGGGUGGUUGUUUGGGUUAGGAUGCUAUAAUUAUAUAAUUUAAGCAUAUGUUUGAUUUUCAUGAUAAUAAAGACCUGGAAUGAACGCAUAUGAGAAUAAUAUGAGAAUUACACGUGAUGGCAGCUUGCAAACCUAUGAUAAGCAUGUAGCUUUUGUCUUAAAAAUAAGAAGUGCUAUUUUUAUCUCAGCCCAUAUAAUUCAUUUUUGCUGGGGUGUGGAGAGAUUUCACCUCAUUGCACUACGCCUGCAGAUAUUUUGGAGUGGGCUGGUGGGCAAGGGAUAAGCAGAAAGGAAAACAAUGAAUAUGGUUAUCUGCAAAAUCUCAAUUUCAGGGUCACCCAUUUUUAAAGGUCACUUUAUUUUUAUUUUAUUUUUUUCUUUUCAAAUUCAAAACAGUACUGAUAGGUAUGUGACACCCAAACCAGCUGGACUAGAAGAGUGAGUCAGACUCUCUGAACAUCAUGCUGUGUUGCUGAAAUCUGUUUAUGCAACAAGCCAUUCUUAUGCUUUUAGGUAGCUUGCAUUUGCAGCAUCUCAAGAGAGUCUGGCACCAUUCCCAGUGUUUAUUAGGUAACACACACUGGGAGGCUCUCAGCCUGCGGAACAAUAUUUGUAGGACAAAAUUAACUGAGCAAGCAGAAGAAAAGGGGUUUGUUCUUAAUUUCUGCUUCAUUUCAGCUUUGCAGUUGCACACAUCCGUUUAAAUAUGUUAGCCAUUGCCACGCAAUGGAGUGUGUAUACCUCUCUUGUGUUUUUUAUCAAAUAAUGUACUAGUCGGUUAGUUUUGGCCAUUCUGUUCUCAUUCAGGGUGAAGAAAGUCACUACAACAGCACCAUCUCCUGUUACAGCAGUAAUAUUGAAACUUACAUUAAAUUGAGUAAACUGAUUCAGGAAAUGGAUUGAUGGAUUGUUCAAUCCAUAAACUGUAGAUUCUUUUGUAAUCUAUUAAAUCUGUGUUAUUACACAGUGUGAGAAAUGUAGUAUAUUGUUUCAUGUUCACUUCUUCUUUGAAACAUUGUUUUGUAACAAGAAUUAUUAACUAAGCAAUCAAAAGAAAGAUGCUUCAUUGCCUUUAGUGCAACAUUGCUUACUCACUAAGUUAACACGGCUGUUAUAGUGUUGAAAGCAUAUGGCUAGCAUGUUAAAUAAUUCAACCUGAGACAAGGCAGCUUUUUGUGGUCCCCUUCCCACACCUUCCUCAUCUGCAACCCUUAUAUCCUUACUAGGCAUGAGAUGAUACAUUUAAUCCACAUACAAUGCUGUGUAUGUUUUGUGAUACAAGCUUCAUAAUAUAAUGCUACCACAAUACAGAACAUCUUUAGGGAAAUAAACAAAAUAAUAAAAAUCAUUUUUGAAA